This is a messenger RNA of Elaeis guineensis (African oil palm), 1764 nucleotides long. Its product is annotated as auxin-responsive protein IAA27. Gene Ontology annotation, biological process: regulation of DNA-templated transcription. Lineage: Eukaryota; Viridiplantae; Streptophyta; Magnoliopsida; Arecales; Arecaceae. Gene Ontology annotation, cellular component: nucleus. The record is from RefSeq and is a predicted model, not a curated record.
AUCAAUAGUUUUCCUCUCCAAACACUAAUAUAACGAAGAUCAUUACCCUGUAGAACUAAGCAACAAAAACAACAAAAAGAAAAACUAAAAAAGGAAAUAAAAAGACCAAAGCUUUCUCACAUCUUUACCACAAAACCAACUCUAUUAUAGGCCUCUCUCUCCCCUCACUCACAACCCCCACUCAAACAAAGUUCGCUUUUUUCCUCCUCCUCCUCUCGUCUUCUUCUCUCUCUAUCAAUUCUCCAUCAAUUCUCAAUUUCUCUUUCCGCACUAUUGCUUCCUGUUCGCUGGAAUUCCUCUGAGAAACCACGGCUAAGUUUGGAUGACAUCGCCCUUGGAACACGACUACAUCGGCCUUUCGGAGCUCUCCUCCAUGGAGAGCUCCGACAAGCUCUGCUCCUCCUCGUCCUCGCUCUCCGCCGAGGACGAUCCAAAGGUCGGCGCGCGGGCGCCGGCGCUCAACCUCAAGGAGACUGAGCUCCGCCUGGGACUCCCGGGGUCCCAGUCCCCUGAGCGGGAGGACGGCCCGGGCCUGACCCUGGGGCUCCCAAAAAGCUUCGUCUCCGGCGCUAAGAGGGGGUUCUCGGACGCCAUUGAUGGUUCCGGAAAGUGGGGGUUCUCCGGAGGGAGUGGAUCUGAGGUGGAAUUGGGGAAAGGCGGCAACUUGUUCUCGCCCAGGGGGGAGAAUGGCGGGGGGAAGCACACGGGGCCGACGGGCUUGGUGAAGGAUGUCGGUGGGGCGGCUGGAGCGGCGGGACAGGAAAAGAAGGCCCAGGCUUCGGCAGCUGGAGUUGCACCUGCUGCAAAGGCACAGGUAGUUGGUUGGCCCCCAAUCCGUAGCUACCGGAAGAAUACAAUGGCUUCAAACCCAUCAAAGAACAAAGAGGAUACUGAAGGGAAACAAGGAACAGGAUGCCUUUAUGUCAAGGUUAGCAUGGAUGGAGCCCCAUAUCUCAGAAAAGUUGACCUCAAAACAUACUUGAACUAUAAGGAGCUCUCAUCAGCACUUGAGAAGAUGUUCAGCUGCUUUACCAUUGGCCAGUGUGGUUCACAUGAAAUACCAGGCAGAGAUGGGCUAAGUGAGAGCCGGAUGAUGGAUCUUCUUCAAGGAUCUGAGUACGUCCUUACAUAUGAAGACAAGGAUGGUGAUUGGAUGCUUGUUGGUGAUGUUCCGUGGAAUAUGUUCACUGACUCUUGUAGGAGGCUCAGGAUCAUGAGAGGUUCAGAAGCAGUUGGAAUUGCCCCAAGAGCCAUGGAGAAGUGCAAGAGUCGGAACUAGCUGCAUUUUCAUCCAACAGCUAAGACAAGUGGAUCUAAUGUCUGCAGGGGCCCUUCUUAAAAGAUGUAAGGAUUCAUCCAAGUGCUCUCUUUAUACCUUAUGGUUUGUUAUACAUGGAGUGAAACUUGUAUGUAACUUUCUCUUAUUUCCUAGGGACAUAAUGUUUGUUAGGUUGUGUCAGUCUCUGUUUCCCUGCCUUGUCAUUUCUGUAUGUGUAGAUGAUUGGCUUGCUGUCUGUAACUGCUAUGUUUGAGCAUUACUUCCCGUGUGCUAAUGACAAUUGCAGGUUUCUUCUUAUUUUGGUAGAUAAAGUUAUUCGGAUGCAAGUCUAUACCCUUGUCAUGUCCUAUAUAAACCAGGCCUUUUGGUUACCACAUGUAUCUGAGUACAUGAUGAAAGGCCUAAACUUUAUUUUGUAUGGAUUAUAAAGUACAUUUCAGCUGAAAUGCUACAAAUAUUAUGCUAUCCUUUGGUGAUGAUUUAGA